AGUCAUAAUAAGAAGUGCAUCUGAACUAAAAAUCAAGAAUGAGUGAUACUGUUUGUCAGUGAUUUGGAAAUUCUUUCCAUUGCGUGCUUGCCACACAGGGGAAACAAAUUUUGUCGGGGAUACCAACCUUGGCACGACACCGGCAAUAAACAAAAGCUCUACCUCUGCUAAACUGUACAUUACACACUUCAGAAAACACAGUCUGGUGUGAGGAAAAUCAAAGCGAUCGAGGUAACUUGUAAUCUAGGUUAAUACUACAGUGUGACCACUAGAUGGAGACAGUGUCUGUUCUCAUGGAUAACGUGUUGAAGACCUGUUGCAAAUUUCUUUCCAGUCCUAUUCAAACUGUGAUGAUUUGCAACAACUAAGAGACUAAAUUAGAAAUUAGGAUUAUGUUUGCAAAUGGUAUUCAGCAAUCCACAAAAAACUCACCGGAAAUCUGAAGGGGAAGUUCAUUUUACUGUCGCCUGGCUCUCAUAAAUGACAUGAAGCAGCUUUUUGUGGUCAGUCAUGGCAGGCACACAGCAGAACGGUCUUCACUUUCUGAUGCUUGUAGUUUCUUGCAUCUUUGCCUUUCUCGCACCUGCAGCAGGUCAGAUCAGACUAGCUGGGUCUGGGUCCACUCGGUGCUCUGGAAGGGUUGAAGUCUAUCACAGUGGCUCCUGGGGAACAGUCUGUGAUGAUGACUGGGACUUAAAUGAUGCCAACGUGGUCUGUAGACAGCUGGGCUGUCGGAAAGCGGUGAAGGUCACUUCAUCUGCUGACUUUGGUCAAGGAAGCGGGAAAAUCUGGCUUGAUAAUGUGGCCUGUUCAGGAACUGAAAGCUCUAUAACUGAGUGUGGACACAGUGGAUUUGGGACACAUAACUGUGGACAUGGCGAGGACGCUGGUGUUGUCUGUUUAGGUGCCCAUAUCAGAUUAUCUGAGUCUGGGUUGAGUCAGUGCUUUGGAAGAGUAGAAAUCUACCACAGUAGUGCGUGGGGAACAGUCUGUGAUGAUGGAUGGGACUUAAAUGAUGCUGAAGUGGUCUGCAGAUCCUUAGACUGUGGAACAGCCCUGAGUGCCACUUCAUCUGCCCUUUUUGGUCAAGGAAGUGGACAGAUCUUGCUUGAUGAUGUGGCCUGUUCAGGGAGUGAAAGUUCUCUAACUGAGUGUCAGCACAGAGGAUUCGGGACACACGACUGUAACCAUGGUGAAGAUGCUGGUGUCGUCUGUUCAGCGAGUCUCCCAAAACCCAGCAUCUCUGUAAAUGAAGGUGAGGUUAGCUGGGGUCAGAAUAUCAGCAUCACUUGUUCCGUCUCAUCUGAGUUCUUAGAUGGAACUUUCACCCUCAAGAAAACCUCAAGUAAUUUCAGUCAGACUGAAACAGGAUCCAGAUCUGCUACCUUCAAUAUCCACAGAGUGGACUUCAGUGAUAAGGGUCUGUACCAGUGUCAGUAUGAGAAACGCAUUUCAAGUAACACAUUCAGCUCCCCCCUCAGUGACUCUGUCAGAAUCUCUGUUACUGUAAUCUUUCCAAAACCCAAUAUCUCCAUCAGUCCUGCUGGUGAGGUGACCUGGGGUCAGAACAUUGGAAUCACUUGUUCAAUCUCAACUCAAACUUUAGGUGGAACGUUCAUUCUGAUGAAAACAUCAGAUUCAUUCAAAAAGACCCAAAACUCAAACACAAACUCUGCUACCUUCAAUAUUCCUGAAGUAGACUUUGAUGAUGAGGGAUUGUACCAGUGUCAGUAUCAGGAAAGCGGCCCAAGUCAACAAUUUUACUCCCCAACAAGUGACUCUGUUAGGCUCUCUGUUACAGUGAGACUACAGAGGCCCAGCAUCUCCUUGACGUCUCCUAAUGCAGGACUUGUCUGGGGUCCUGAAGGUGCUCAAAUCACCAGGGGUUACAGCUUUGUCCUCACCUGUUCCAUUAACUCCACAUUUUCCAGUGGACAUUUUAUUCUCAGCUUCUCUGGCUCCAACCUCACAGAGCCAGCAGUCAACAACUCGGCCUCCUUUAGUUUCCCUGUAGCUGAGUAUGAACAGCAGGGCAACUACAGCUGUGUGUACGAGGUCACAGUGUCCACACGGACAUUCACAUCUGCUGAAACUGCACCGAUUACUGUCAUCAUUAAAUUGUCUUCGAUGCCGCUGGUGUCCUCUGUAUCUGUUGUAAUCCUGCUGCUGCUCCUGCUGCUGCUCUUAGCGGUGUUGCUGAUCCUCAGAAGAAAACGACAACACAAGCAGCCUGCAGCUCUCAUCCAAACUCAAAUGGUUGUCCAAGUUGGGAAUGACUACACGUGGGGAGACAUUGAGGGCGAUGAGGAGGUCUAUGUGAAUGUUGAUCUGCAUCAAAAAAUAAAAGGUGAAGCUACAGGAGAGGAUGGAGACUUGAGCGAUGACUAUGAGGAGCCAGUGAAUGAUGGCGACUCUGAUUUUAAGGAAACAGAUCCCAGUGACUAUUACAGAUGUCCAAAAGAGGCCUGUAUGUUUGUAGACAAUCACAGGGAAGAAGAUGAUGAUGAAGAGAAAACUAGUCAUGCAAAAGAUGUCUUUGAGAAUGUAUCCCCUCCAUCACCAGUUUAUUAACAUUCAUAAUGACCCGACCUGAAUCGCAUAAACAUCCAAAAUACAACCACACCGAAAAUACCUGCAGGCCAAUAAAUGUUCACCAGUGUCGUAUGGGUUCUAUUUCUUCAAUAUACCAUUCUUUGUAACAAUAUUUAUGAAGUACUAUAAGUACUUUUAAAUUACAGUUAUUUUUGAUUCCUUGUGGCAUACCUUCAAGUUAAAGGAAUCAUCUUCAGCCCAAUGCCUUUGGUGGUCACCUGACUUCACAAUAUCCUGAUCUGUGAGUUUGAUAUCGGUUCUUAUUUAAAGGUUCCCCUUCUGGAUCUCUGCAGGCUGCAUGUCAAAGCUAAAUGUGAAGGGUGUGUGGGGGGAGGCUCAAAUGAUUGUAAAACUGUUUAUCGAAGUAUAUCGUUAAAAUUGGGCUUUGUCCCCUGAGGUUCUUGUCAUGUCUGCUCCUUGUUCAUGACGCCCAGUUUCAAAAUAUCAGGAGAAAAUUGGCAAAAUUGCUCACCGUUUAAGCUUUAUAGUGGGACUAAAACCAAUGGGUGAUGUCAACCGUUCUAAGGUUAUCCUUUCCUCUAACAUUAAAACAUUUUCUUUACACUGUAAGAAAAUAUUAGUUUUUUACCCUAAAUAUUGAAAUCCUCUUAUUCCAAGUAGCCUUUGACAAACACCACUGAACAAUUUAGGUUCAAAAAACUGUUUGACUUUUUUUCACCCUUUAUAAUCUUACAAAGAGUGCAUCAGUAAUGGAUGGAAACAUUCUUUUAAACAACCUUUCCUUUGAACCUUUACUUUUUUUUUCAUUUUAUUGAUUCAUACUGUAUUUUAUAUUUGAUCUUGGACGUGAAUCUGGGUUGGCUUCAUUUUAAAAUGUACAAGUCUGAGCCUGAAUUAUUGUUUUUCAAUGCUUUUUGUUUUUAUCUUCAUAUAUUAUUCUAAUUUCUUGUAUUAUAUCUUUAAAAAAAAUUAUGUUGCAUGCUACUGUACACGUCAACAUUACAUUAUACUCUGUGCAUGAUACUCAAAUACUUUUCCAAGGCAAACCAGAAAUUAUGUAUUGAUAUUUUGGAAAAGUUAUAAACACCCUGCAAAUACUUUGAAUAAAUUCUUACAAAAUA
Haplochromis burtoni (Burton's mouthbrooder) is the source of this 3674-nucleotide messenger RNA. RefSeq names its product platelet endothelial cell adhesion molecule. The record is from RefSeq and is a predicted model, not a curated record. Gene Ontology annotation, cellular component: membrane. Lineage: Eukaryota; Metazoa; Chordata; Actinopteri; Cichliformes; Cichlidae. Bases 511 to 2571 code for a protein of 686 amino acids. The transcript has 9 exons.